AGCAGCGCACAUCAACCAAAAAAAUCAAAACACUCGGAGGUGUUUUUUCUUAAUUAAAUAAAUUGCAUAAUUUACGCCAACAAAAAUAUUAAAAAAAUAACAAAUACGUGCCAAAUUAAACUACUUGGCAUUUGGCUUCAUUGAAGAGAAAAGCGAACAAUAAUUGCCCUCAAUUAUUCGGUGCACAACAGCCAAAUGAAGAAACGAGUAAUCGUGAAGAAGCUUAUUUCAGAUUUAAUUUGUGUUCGUCUCAACCUCAGCAAAUCCAAUUCCCCGCAAUUAGACUUUGUCUCCCCCCGCAACAAGUAACCUUUGUAUUUUAUGUCUUCGUACCAUGAGUGAUGUUGAUAUUGUUGUGAAAAAACUGGCGCCCAAGCCAGCCAAAUCCAUUGAUAAGGAUACCGAUGGUGAUGGCGAUGGCAAUGUCGAAGUCAGAUACAGUUAUACGGGACGCAUGCAGGAGCUGGUUGAGGGCUACAACGCUGCGAUACAGUUGCUGGUGCCAAAGUGGCCCUGGUAUUUCUAUCCCGGUUAUCUGAUUUAUGCCGUCUACUGGCGCUAUGCCAAAUACUACAGGGGCAAAUAUCUGUUGACGCCUAUGCCGAAUCGCCUCUAUGAAUUGCUCAUAAGGAACGAGCUAAUCAAGUCUGAGCACAUUAUAUUUGCCAGCCGGGAUGUCUACGAUACCUAUGCCGAAUCGGACGAUGUGAAUUUCGUUAAUCUGGUGCUGCGACGCAGUCGCAAAGCAAACGCAGACAGCGCUACCACCAACAACGAUCGAUCAUGGAGCUCUUCCGAUGUGGUGAUCAAGCAAAUACUGCAAGACACACCAUACACGAUUGUGGCGCAGAUUCUCCCCGUGGAAAGCAAAGACUGCCAGCCCAACUGCCUUUAUGUACAGGAAAACUUUUAUAGCAAUCUGAUGGAUAGACUGGGCAAUAAACGCAACAAUUGCUGGGUGCAGCUGGAGAGUUUUAGUGACGAACAAACCAUACCAAGCAUAGCCACCAAGGCGCACGUUUAUCUGCUCAACAAUCCGCACGAGUUGCCCUCAGAACUGACUGAACUAAUGCUGAGCAACUACUUCAAUACGCCGCGACUGUUGCAUCGUGGACACACCUAUCGCAUUGAGGUGAACGCCGAGUUAGUAGGCACCGCUGCUUAUGCCCAUUAUUAUCUAAUCUUUGCUUACUUGCGAGAAGUCUACUUCCGUUGCAUACAUUUGGAGGCGAAGGGCAGCGAGUUUGAGCUGCAGGCUGUUGUGGCCAAGAACUUUAGCAAUCUGGUGCAGGUGCCGCAUUCACAUAGCUUUCUGCCACGCCAAACACUGGACAAUUGUGCUAUUGCUGCCAACUAUCCGAGUGGUUUGAGGAAACCUUAUGAAAUGCUUCGCUCAUCGAUUGAUGCUUUCCUGCCGAAGAAAUCAGCGUGCUUGUCAUCGAAGCACAUCUUCCCAGUAUUUCUGUUGCAAGGUGAACGCGGAGCUGGAAAAACGAAACUCGUCAAUGCUGUGGCCCAAGAGCUGGGCAUGCAUAUCUAUGGAGCGGACUGCGCGGAAAUUGUUUCACAGGUGCCAUCGCACACUGAGAUGAAGCUGAAGGCGGUGUUUGCCAAGAACCUGGUCAGCGAACCACUUUUGAUAUGCUUCCACAACUUUGAGAUUUUCGGCAUUGACAACGAGGGCAAUGAAGAUCUACGCUUGCUUUCCGCCUUUCAUGUACAGAUCCAAGAGCUGUUCUCUCGAGAUCGCAAGUUUCCCGUUGUUGUGGUCGCCUUGACUAGCGACAAGCAUCUUAAGCCCAUGAUACAGAGCCUUUUCCUGGAGAUAAUAAGCAUUGAAACGCCCAAUCAAGCAGAGCGCUUUGAACUGCUCAAAUGGAUGCAUGUGCGCGAAUCCUUCAAGGAUACCAUCUACAACCAAAAAGCGAUUGCACAGCUGCCGCUAUUUCCGCUUCAAAUGCAGAGUCAAUAUAUGAGCAAGCUGUCUCCCAAGUGGCAAGAGACGCAGAAUGUGCUGCGUGAAGUGGCAAACAAGUCGCAGGGAUUCCUCUUGGGCGAUCUGCAGUUGCUCUACGAUAAUGCUGUAAGACUCAAGCGUCGCAGUAAGUAUGGGGAAAAGAAUUUGACGCUAGAACAUUUUGCCACCAACCUCAAUGAGAUGCAAAGCUCGUUUGCCGACAGUCUGGGCGCGCCAAAGGUGCCCAAGGUCUACUGGUCGGAUAUUGGCGGCCUCUAUAAGCUUAAGGAUGAAAUCCAGAGCAGCAUUGGCUUGCCAUUGAAACACGUGCAUCUGAUGGGCAAAAACUUACGACGCUCUGGUAUACUGCUCUACGGACCACCCGGCACUGGCAAGACUUUAGUUGCCAAGGCGGUGGCCACUGAAUGCAAUCUGAGCUUCCUUUCUGUGCAGGGACCCGAGCUGCUCAAUAUGUACGUGGGCCAGAGUGAGCAGAAUGUGCGCGAAGUCUUCACGCGAGCACGAUCUGCAGCUCCUUGUGUACUCUUCUUGGAUGAGCUGGACUCGCUGGCGCCUAAUCGUGGUGUUGCUGGUGACUCGGGAGGCGUCAUGGAUCGCGUGGUGUCGCAACUUCUGGCCGAGAUGGACGGCAUGUCGAGUGGCGGCUCCACAAAACCCAUCUUUAUACUUGCUGCCACAAAUCGACCUGAUCUCAUUGAUCCAGCACUUUUACGACCCGGACGUUUUGAUAAACUCUUCUAUGUUGGUCCUUGCUCCACUGCCGAUGACAAGGCUGCAGUUUUGCGUGCCCAAACGCAACGAUUCGUUCUGGGCACCGAUGUGGACUUGGUGCAGAUUGCCGAGCGUCUGAAGAGCGAAAUGAGUGGUGCAGAUUUGUAUUCCAUUUGUUCAAAUGCCUGGCUCUCCGCGGUGAGAAGAACCAUCAACAAUCAUGUGAAUGACGGUCUCUCAGCGAAGGAGCUGAGUGCCGAAAACAUCAUCGUUGAAUCCGAUGACUUUACCACAUCCUUCAACAAAUUCGUGCCUUCAAUUAGCCAAACGGAUCUGGAGUACUUUAAGAACUUAAAGGCAUCCUAUAGCGUCUAAUUUGUAAAAGACUUUAUUGUUUGACUGUAUUGUUUAUAUUUUGAGUUUAUUUAUUGUAAUACAUUAUUUAUGAACACAGGUGUUGGCAUAUUUUUUUAAAAAAUU
Drosophila sulfurigaster albostrigata is the source of this 3169-nucleotide messenger RNA. It is a transcript of the gene Pex6, whose product is annotated as peroxisomal ATPase PEX6. Gene Ontology annotation, molecular function: ATP binding; ATP hydrolysis activity. The coding region runs from base 335 to 3064 and encodes 909 amino acids. The transcript is spliced from 5 exons. Lineage: Eukaryota; Metazoa; Arthropoda; Insecta; Diptera; Drosophilidae. The record is from RefSeq and is a predicted model, not a curated record. Gene Ontology annotation, biological process: protein import into peroxisome matrix. Gene Ontology annotation, cellular component: cytosol; peroxisomal membrane.